UAGAGGGAGAGGUUCCCUUUGCACCCUUUCUCUGGAUGUUCCACAUCCAGAGGUGACACAAGUGCUGUUUGUUCUCUGCAGCUCUUCUCAGGAGAGCAGCUGCAGCUGAAUCAAACAGGAUUAAUUUCCCCGUCCCAAAUCUGCUGUUGUCCUUCUGGAGCUGCCAACAUCGUUCUCUUAAUUUAAUUUCAGGUUAUUUCUGCAAUGGGACUGGACUUGUGUCUCCUACUGGGUUGUGUGAGGCUGGGUUCUACUGCACUGGAGGAAGUCUUUCCCCCAGACCUCCCAGGGUAAGAUGAGGUGUGGUGGAAAUCGUGUAAAAUAUAUAAAAUAGCUUGGAACUGAGGGCCACAAGGUCACCUGAGUUCUCCUGCCCUGGAUUAAACUCUCCCUUUCAACAUUACCUCCUUCUGGUUGAUUGAUGGUGAAAGGGGAACAGAGAUAACAAAAUACAUCUGGUUUUCCUUGAGCUUUACAUUUAAAACUAAGCAAAAUAGCUCUGCCUUUGCAUGUUGAUGCUGCAAAGCAGCGUGGAAUGCCACAUCACAUUAAAAUUCCAGAGGUUAAUAGUUCAUGAGUCUGAUUAGAGCGCUGCAUCUGCCAGCCCUCCUCUGAGGCAAAAUUCAGCAGGAAUUUUUAAAGAUGAUGACAAGACUCAGCCCUGGCUUUGUGCAGCCUUCAGCAGCGAGGGGUGAGAGCAGGAUUCACCGUGAAUGUCACCUUUGGAACCUGACUCGGAUCUGUUUGCACACGAGGGAGUUUUUGGGCUCUAACUGUGGUGUUUUCCUCCCAAGCCAAGCGCCAGCGGAGGUCCCUGCCCCCCUGGGCAUUUCUGUGAGGAGGGGAGCAGCAGAGCCCAGCCGUGCCCUGCAGGGACCUACAGCCCGUCCUGGAGUGGGACACAGUGCCUGGAGUGCCCAGAAGGCUUCUACUGCACCUCUGCCUCCACCAACCUCACAGACUGUCCUCAAGGUCCUGGAGCACAAACUCCUGAGCUGUGCCCUGCUGGGCACUUCUGCCUGCCAGGGACCACCUUCAGCACGGAGCAUCCGUGUCCCAAGGGCACCUUUGGCCCCAGGGCUGGUGCCACCAGUGAGGCUGACUGCGAGCCCUGCCCAGCAGGGAUGUACUGCUCAGCCCCAGGGCUAUCCCAGCCAUCUGGAUUUUGUUACCCAGGUUAUCACUGUGCCAAGGGAGCCGUCAGCCCAGCCCCCUUCAAGCACAGGGUGGAAUCCUCCAGCCCUGCCCUGCCUGGCAAUGACAUCUGCCCCGUGGGCCACUUCUGCCCCCGUGGCAGCGGGCAGCCCGUGCCGUGCCCCCCUGGCUCCCUGUCCAGCGCCCUGGGGCUGGGGGCAGAGCAGCAGUGCCAGCCCUGCCCGCCUGGCAGGGUCUGCAGGGGCCCAGGGCUGGCUGAGCUGGCCCAGACCUCGCUGUGUGACCCAGGCUAUGUUUGCCUGGAAGGAAACUCCUCUCCCUGCCCUUCGGAUGGGAUCCACGGGUACAGAUGUCCCAGCGGCUCCUACUGCCCGGCGGGCUCGGGGCUGGAGCUGCCCUGUGAGCCCGGCACCUUCAGCCCCGUGCCCGGGGCCAGCGCCUGCCUGCCCUGCCUGCCUGGCACGUCCUGCGGCAGCGCUGGCACCGUGCAGCCCCUCACCUGCCCCAGAGGUGAGCUCAGGUGUGGCAGGGGCUGGGGGAUCCCUCUGUCCACUCAGGGAAUGGGGGAUUUGCUGCUGCUCGGAGCAGGCCGGCGUUUCCCUUCUCACCUGGCUGUGAGCAGUCUCAUUUCCUCACAAUAGCCCCCUUUUCUUCUUCACAGCUUAUAUUUGCAUGGUUUUCUAAAGAUGCCUUUUCUAAAGGCAUUGUGUUUAAUUCUAAUUAGUAACUUACUGCAACUCAGUCCAUUGAUUAGUAGUUGCUAGCGGAUGUGUCUGUCAAAAACUUUCCUCUCUAACUGUGUUUAGAGUCUUAUCUCUUAAACAGAAGAGGUUUCACAUGGGCAGAAGUCUUUCUUGACACAGUUGCAGAUUCUUUCCUUAUGGGAAAUUAUCAGGCCAACUGUGAGCUGUGCUUAGCCAAAAGAGCAGGCCAGAGCCGUGGUUUCACAAGAGUGACCAGGCUCUCAUUUUCACACACAGAAUUACAGAAUCACAGAAUCACAGAGUCACAGAGUCACAGAGUCACAGAAUCACAGAAUCACAGAAUCCCAGAGUCACAGAGUCACAGAGUCACAGAAUCACAGAAUCCCAGAGUCACAGAGUCACAGAGUCACACACACAGAAUCACAGAAUCACAGAAUCACAGAAUCACCAGGUUGGGAAGAGACCUCCAGGAUCAUCAAGUCCAACCCAGCCCCAACACCUCAACUAAACCACGGCACCAGUGCCACAUCCAGGCUUUCCUUAAACACAUCCAGGGAUGGUGACUCCACCACCUCCCUGGACAGACCAUUCCAGCACUUUAUCACUCUCUCUGUGAAAAACUUUUUCCUAAUAUCCAACCUAUGUUUCCCUUGGCACGGCUUAAGACUGUUGCCCUCUUUUCUAAGGCUUCAUGCAAUAUCUCCUGUCCCUCUCCAUCACAGGGUACUUCUGUCCGGGCCGCACUGCUGUCCCUGUGCCCUGUCCCGAGGGCACGCUGAGCCCCUUGGAGGGGGCAGUGGCACCCACGGCCUGCAGGCAGUGCCCCGUGGGCAGGUACUGCAGGGGAGAGGCCAACUGGGAGCCUGAUGGUGAGUUUGGGUGCCAACAGAGCUGCCCCAGCACGGGGGUGGAGAUGAGGGCUGGAGGACAUGGGGAAAUGGGAGACAGCUCCAUGAACGGGGUAAAGGCUAUUGCAGGACACCCUGAGGCUGGGCUUGGCAGCCUCCUCUUUUUCUCUGUUUCAUUCUUCUCACUGAGCAUUUAUUUUGGUUUUAUUAUUAUUUUAUUUGUUUUUAUUAAUAUUUAUUAUUAUUUAAUUUUAAAAUUUAUUGUGAUAUUAUUCAUUAUAAUAUUAUAUUUUAACGUUUUGUUGUUUUGUUAUUAUUUUAUAUUGUUUAUUAUUCAUUAUUUCUUAUUAAUUCCUAUAAAUUCUUAAUAAUUCUUAAUAAUUUUUAUUAUUUAUUAUUUUACUUUGGUUUCAUUUUUUUAUUAUUUGAGUUUCUCGUUAUUUUUUAUUUAACAGCUAUUUCUGUUACUGCAUUGCCUUUCCUUCUCUCCCUUAGGUUUUUUUUUUUUUCUGCUUUCUCUUCCUUUAACAUUUUAUCUCUGCUCUUUCUGCCCUCCAAAAUCCUUCCCCUCCCAUUUACGCACAGGGUAAUUGUCCCUGGGCCAAAACCCCAGGCUGGAUGCCUGGAAAGAAGAGAGGCAGAGCUCUUCCCCCGGGUAGGGAAGCAGGUAGAGAGGAGAUAAGGUGAGCAAACACCAGGUGAGGUCAGUGCCCGUCAGGAAAGGGAGGGAGGCCGAGGGUUAAUAUAAUAAUAAUGGGGAGAAGGAGAGGCACAGCAAAGGUGACCAGCCCAGGUUAUCAGCAGAGAUAAUGCAGGACCAGGAUGGGCUCUGGCGGCUCCCCGGGGCUCUGUGCUGUUUGGGAGGGUCCAGGAGGGGCUGUGGGUGCUGCCUGCCUCCCUCUGUGCCACCCAGGGCUCUGCUCGCCCGGCUACUUCUGCCAAGGAGGAGCCACCAAUGCCACCCCUCGGGGGACAGCAGGGUCCCCUCUUAGCGGGCUCUGUCCCCUGGGACACUACUGCCCAGAGGGGACGCCCUUCCCGGUGCCUUGCCCGGCUGGGACCCUCAACAACGCCACUGGUGAGUGUCACCUCCCCAGGGGUUUGUCCUGCCGUGACCUCAGCGGUGACCAGCUGUCCCUGAGGUCAGUGGCCACGUGUUUCCAGCGGUGGUGGCCACGUGUCAGCACCUCAGACAAGGUGCUGGCAGUGCCCUGGGUGCUGUCCCACCCGCCGGGUGUUUGUGUCCCCUCAGGAGGUGGCUCCCAGGACAGCUGUGUGCCCUGCUCCCCCGGCGCGUUCUGCGCCAGCGCGGGGCUCAGCGCUCCCACAGGACCCUGCUCCCGGGGGUUUUACUGCCCGGCAAACUUCAGCUCCAUCAGCCCCACGGCGUUCCUGUGCCCCAAGGUACUGCUGAGGGCUGGCACGGGGAGUUCUCAGCCCUGGCGUGUGCCACGGUGGCCAAGGGUCACCCACAGCUGACUGUGACAUUGCUCACAUGCACAGGGAGGUUUGGGUGGGUCUGGGGUUUGUACAGCCCAUGGCUUUGGCAGAUAUUCACUGCUGUUAGAUAUAUAUUAUUAGUAGAUAAUAUAUAUUAGUAGUAGAUAUUUAGAUUAGAGAUUGACAAGUCUCUAUUGCCCCAUCGUCUGUGACAUUUUAAGAAACAUAAUCUGAUAAAAGUAUUUGCAUGUUUACAAUUGGAAAGAAAUAAAUUAACCACUUGCAUUUCUCUGGGGUAUGUCACAAGGUAGAGGCCUUGUCAAGCCUCUAAAGGGGGGGAAAUGAUGCCUUAGGAAUUCAGCUUUUCUGUGUUUCACAUAUUUGUGAUCCUACAAUUCUUGAGUCUAUAACUCCAAACUCCACACACAGUGUGAGCUGCUGCUGCCUCCCCAUUUUGGGCAGACACAACAAUUCCUCUCCAGGCCUGGCAGUCAAGGACACCUCACUGCCUCAGGCCUGAGAGAUGGGAACAAAAGUGAGUUGGGGCAGCAAACUUGGGGUCAAUGACUUCAUUACCUGGAGCUGUCAUUGGAAGAUGAAGCCCCAAUCUGCAAAUGGCCCAAACUGAUCAAAGUGUGCAAACCCGUGACCAUUGUCCAUUUUGGGUGGGCUUCAUCUGCCCUAAAUGUACCUGAAGGCCCUUCCAUUAACAGAACUGCUUUUUAUUCUCCUAAUUUUGUUUGACCUUUAUUUUUAGGUAACCCUAAAGAAGGCAUCACUCUGCUCCAUGAAAUGCUCUCCCUUCUCUGUCCUGGCCAGGGUCACUUCUGUGGGUCAGGGUCAGCGCUCCCGAGGCCGUGCCCGGCCGGGCAGUACCAGCCAGCCCCGGGCUCUGCCUCCUGCAUCCCGUGCCAGAGAGGAUUCUACUGCCAGGAGCUGGUGGCAGGGGACCCCCGGCGCUGCCCACCUCACUCCUACUGCCCCUCAGGUACUCUGGCAAGGGCUCAGGUGUCUGUGCCUGCCUGCCACCCCAGAGCUGUGCAAUCCUGAGUGUCCCCCCCAGGCCAGGUGAUGAGGAGGUGGCAAUGAGCCAGCGUGGCACAGUGGCCACCUGAGAGUCACUGGGCACAGCUGGAGAGCCUCGUCACACCACGACUCUCAGGGAGGGUUAUUUUUGUCUCUGUGCUCUCCCUUUUAGGGACACGAGAUCCUCUCACCUGUCCUGAAGGCACCUUCACUCCUGACAAUGUGACUGGCCUCUGGAAUGAGAAGGAAUGCCUGCCUUGCCUCCCUGGCCACUACUGC
Molecule: messenger RNA, 5452 nt
Organism: Prinia subflava (tawny-flanked prinia)
Lineage: Eukaryota; Metazoa; Chordata; Aves; Passeriformes; Cisticolidae
Product: skin secretory protein xP2-like
Exons: 5
Coding region: 643-1773 (376 amino acids)
Source: RefSeq, a predicted model, not a curated record